Messenger RNA from Triticum turgidum subsp. durum (durum wheat), 387 nucleotides. Lineage: Eukaryota; Viridiplantae; Streptophyta; Magnoliopsida; Poales; Poaceae. The record is from the annotation of a GenBank genome assembly.
AUGGCCGUCCAACCUUUGCUCCUGGAAGCUGUACCCCAAACCAUUUCUUUCAGUGUAAGGGGUUGUUUGUUGAUUCUUGACACACUUCUAAAAACAAAAUCAUGCCCCGACCUGUUGGAUAUCAUCAACAUGAAUGGUAUAUUUCCUUGCCUUUUUGCAACGAUAAUCUUCAAGGAUCUUGACCUUACAAGACCUGCAGCCCCAAGGAACCCUCCAAGACCCCAGUUUGAAACAUCUACAAAGGAGGUUUUAAGGAAAGCCGAUUUUAGGACUCUAGAACUGUUAGCCAGUAUAGAGUUCAGGGAUACAAUGACUAUGGUAACCUCAAAUGCCCCUUCUUCCAUGAUUAAAUUGGUGGUUAGAGACGCCCUUGCUUCAAAGACCUGA